AUGUACGCUCAAGCUGGAUGGCAUCGACGCGGUCCGGCGGGAGGCGGCGUUCGGCGCCCAGCAGUAACUUCAGCUGCUCGUGUCACGUGCAACUCGUCUAGGGCGUCCUCAGCUACAGCACAGCAACGUAUGGCACCUGGAGGGGCUCUCCGGGCUUCAAACCAGGCGUCAGAGCGAGGUGCCAAUGCUCGGAAAAGCGGUUCGACCGAGCCAGAGGCCGCUCCGUCGCGAUGGAGGGAAAUGCGGCAGUCGGUGCGCACGAAAGCGACCCUGGAGACGGAGGAGAGCCGCCCCGUUAAUGCAAAAAUCGCAGAUCUGUGCCCCGAAGACCGGGAGAAAGUGGCCAAGCUGGUGCGACGUAUAGUUGAGGUGAGACCUUUAGCCCUGUCAAUUGAGAGCAGCUCUAGUGUAAAUUAUAGUGUCGGGACUCUGCACGAGGAAGGAGAGAAAGAGUUUAAUAGGCAGCGAGAGGUGCUGGAGGCGGAGGUGAAGGAGCUGCGAGAGCAGGUGAGACGAGAUGCGGAAGAGAUCCAAGAGCUGACGGCUGAGCUGCGGUCUACCAGGAGGAAGGCGCAGCUGUUUGAAGAGCGGGUAGUGGUGCUGGAGGAGAGCACCAAUGCCGAGACCCGAUCGAGGCUGGAGGCUGAGCAGACGCUGGACCUACUGAAGCUGGAGGUGGACAAGCUGCGAGCGCUCGUGCAGCGACAGCAGGAGGAGAUGCGACAAAAGACGCAGGAGCAGCAGGAGCAGUUUGAUGCCGAACUGCUGCAGAUGAAGGAGGAGCUGAAGGAAGCGCAGGAGCUGCUGCUGAAGGAACGCAACGAGCGGAUUCUGGAGAAGCAAACGGCUCUGGAUCAGCGACUUGAGCGCUCCGCGACGGCAGGUGAAGAAAAGCUGGAGCGACUGCACUCGCUGCUUCUUGAACAACAGCAGGAAAUGCAUUUGAAGGUGAAACAGCAGCAGGAGGAAAUGCAGCGUAAGGCCGAGGUGCAAAAGGAACGAUAUAAGGCAGAGAUGAACCAGCUUAAAGAAGACCUCAAAGCAGCGCAAGAACGGCUCCAACAAGAACGAAGAGACCGCGAGAUUGAGAGGGAAACUAAACAAACUGCAGUCAGUGAGCGGCCCGUCGAACCAGCCCCAGUGGUGCAUGCUGCAGAUCGAGACAGCGACGUUCCUGUUCCAGACCCGCUGAUGUUUGCUUCGAGCGACCGUAUGCCGGACCAGUUGUCAACAGAUAUGGAGGGCGACCUCGCCAUUUUUGAGGAGGUGAAGGAUCUGUACGCUGAAGACUUGUUCGCGUCUCGUCGCUGGGGCGAAGGGAUCCCUGCAGCAAGUGCAGCUGCUGCAGUCCGGCCAACAGGCAUGGAACCUGCACCUUGGCAUUUCAGCAGUGCCGACUUCACUCCACCAGAUAACGGCAGAAUACCUCUUGGCCCUGCCUUAUCGACGCAGGAGCUGACCGUACAAGAAGCCAUCGAGAGGGACAUGGAGGCCUUGCUACGCAGCGAGGCACUGCGUACACUGGGCACCCUUCAGUAA
Molecule: messenger RNA, 1539 nt
Organism: Phytophthora sojae
Lineage: Eukaryota; Oomycota; Peronosporomycetes; Peronosporales; Peronosporaceae
Exons: 2
Coding region: 1-1539 (512 amino acids)
Source: RefSeq, a predicted model, not a curated record